Prorocentrum cordatum is the source of this 1882-nucleotide messenger RNA. NCBI's taxonomy places the organism in Eukaryota, Dinophyceae, Prorocentrales, Prorocentraceae. The record is from the annotation of a GenBank genome assembly.
GUCACGGGGAGGAACGCUGCGGCACGCUGCGCACCUGACCUGUCCCACGUACCUGGGGUGCGAGAGUACGCUGGGCCCCGAGCUCGGGUCCCGCGUCGCCGAGUUCCUGGGCCUCUCGGCCGAGGCCGAGGCCGCUGCCCUGCCCGCGCUGGCGCCGCUGGAGCCGUGGCCGCCACUGCUUGGCGGUGACGCCCUGCGCUGGGAGGCCUUCCUGGUGGAGGCUCUGGGGGUCCGCGCUCUGAGCCCGGCGAGCCUUCCCGCGGCGGCGUCGCUGGAGCUCCGACUGCGCGUGGGGCGCCGGCUGCAGGAGCCGGGCCCGCCCGGCGAGGGCGAGGCCGAGGCGGGGCUGCUGUGGCGGCGGCUGCGGGACCUGGCACAGCCGCCGCUGGUGAGGCACCACGUCGAGCGAGCCCUCGCCGCCUCGCCCGCGGACGCCGCCUGGCUCGCCUCCUGCCCGGUGCGGCACGCCUCCCCAGAGCUGCCAGCGCUGAGGCUCGGCGACCUCUUCCUGCGCCCGGUGUUCCGCCCGCUCGCUGGCGCGGCGCUGCGCGGCCGCUACUUCGGGCACGUCGCCGAGGCGGCCCCCGACGCCCCUGGCGAGAACGCGGUGGUCCUGAAGUGCCUGCGAGCUCUCGGGGUGCAGUGCGAGGCGGACGUGGCCGGGCUCGUGCGGGCGUUGGAGGCCCUGCGCGAGCUCCCAAGCCCGCCGGACCUCGCCGCCCACGCCAGGCUGUACCACGCGGUGGCGGAGCGGCUGGACGCCGCGGGCGCGCAGGGCGGCGCGGCGGCCCUCUCGCAGCGGCAGCGGCGCGCGCUCCGGGGCGCCGUCCUGUGCCCGGGCGCGGGGUACGUGCCCGCGGAGAGCUGCAUCUGGGGCCCGAAAGACUGCGAGCCCCUCGUGACCAAGUGCGCCGGGCGGCUGGACCUUGCGCCCGCGUACGCGGGCGCGGCGGUGCCUGGCGGCGUGGACCUGGCGUGGCUGGAGCGGUACUUCGUGGGGGCCGUGGGCCUGAGUCGGGGUCUCGAGGGCGCCGGGGAGCACUACGACGCCCUCGAGACGCUCACCUCUGCGGCCGACGAGUAUGGCCGCCUCCUCCGGUCCGGCGCUGCCGCCGAGGCUGGGGCCGGCGGCAUCCGCGUCCACCUCGGGGAGCACGUGGGGCCCGCGUCCGGGCAGGACAUCCUUGAUGGCACGUGGCGGGCCCUGCUGGCGAUCUACCGCGGGCUGGCCGCGCUGCCUGCGGAGGAGCGCGCCGAGCCGCGGGUGGCGAAGUGCGUCAUCGUGCCGCUCCGCUGCCAGCGGAGAGGGCCCCCGCAGCGCGCGUCCUUCGACCGCGUCUCGGAGCACCACGACGGGGCCAUCUUCCGGCGCCUGGCCCCAGCAGAGUCGUACUGGGAGGUGGCACCCGACCUGGCGCUGUCACCCGCCGCGGACUGGAGCCUGUCGCAGUUCUACCCCGAGGAGCUCCGAGAGCUCUUCCUGGACCUCGGGGCGGCCGAGACGCUCGACCGCCCGCGCCUGGCCCGGAGCGGGCCCGUGAACGGCUUCGGCCUGUCGGCGGAGGACUUGCUGGGCGCGGGCGCGGCCGGCAACGGGGGCGAGUGGGACGCCCUCUCGGCGGCCCGCGCGGCGCUGUCGGCGCUGCGGGAGGGCCCGCCGUGGCCGGCCGGCGGGGAGUUCCCCGGGGCCGAGGGCGCGCUGCAGGAUCGCGUGGAGGUGCCGCCUCGCAGCGCGCAGAGCGUGCGGCUGCGCGCGGCGCCCGCGCGGCGGCUGCUGCCGCAGCGCCCCGUGGCGCUCUCGUGCGGCGCCGAGCUCAUCUCGAAGGAGAGGAGCGGCGUAAACGGGCCUUCCAGACGGGCCUUCCAAACGAGGCCGGAGUAG